UCCCUUACAUUGGGGGUCAGUGGGAAGAAUGUCCCUUACAUUGGGGGUCAGUGGGAAGAAUGUCCCUUACAUUGGGGGUCGGUGGGAAGAAUGUCCCUUACAUUGGGGUGUCAGUGGGAAGAAUGUCCCUUACAUUGGUGGUCAGUGGGAAGAAUGUCCCUUACAUUGGGGGUCAGUGGGAAGAAUGUCCCUUACAUUGGGGGUCAGUGGGAAGAAUGUCCCUUACAUUGGUGGUCAGUGGGAAGAACGUCCCUUACAUUGGUGGUCAGUGGGAAGAAUGUCCCUUACAUUGGGGGUCAGUGGGAAGAAUGUCCCUUACAUUGGUGGUCAGUGGGAAAAAUGUCCCUUACAUUGGGGGUCAGUGGGAAGAAUGUCCCUUACAUUGGGGGUCAGUGGGAAGAACGUCCCUUACAUUGGGGGUCAGUGGGAAGAAUGUCCCUUACAUUGGUGGUCAGUGGGAAGAAUGUCCCUUACAUUGGUGAUCAGUGUGAAGAAUGUCCCUUACAUUGGUGGUCAGUGGGAAGAAUGUCCCUUACAUUGGUGGUCAGGUGGGAAGAAUGUCCCUUACAUUGGGGGUCAGUGGGAAGAAUGUCCCUUA
Staurois parvus is the source of this 598-nucleotide messenger RNA. NCBI's taxonomy places the organism in Eukaryota, Metazoa, Chordata, Amphibia, Anura, Ranidae. The record is from the annotation of a GenBank genome assembly.